Messenger RNA from Brassica napus (rape), 901 nucleotides. Its product is annotated as mitochondrial import inner membrane translocase subunit TIM23-1-like. NCBI's taxonomy places the organism in Eukaryota, Viridiplantae, Streptophyta, Magnoliopsida, Brassicales, Brassicaceae. Gene Ontology annotation, cellular component: TIM23 mitochondrial import inner membrane translocase complex; mitochondrial inner membrane. The record is from RefSeq and is a predicted model, not a curated record. The transcript has a single exon. Gene Ontology annotation, biological process: protein import into mitochondrial matrix. Gene Ontology annotation, molecular function: transmembrane protein transporter activity. Bases 78 to 632 code for a protein of 184 amino acids.
AACCUCUUAAACCCCUUUUAAACUCACAAGCUUUCUCUCCAGUCUCCACUCCAUCGUCCUCUCCUCCACUCCCUAAAAUGGCGACAAAUCAUAGCUCCGAUGACGAAAGCACGCGCCUUUACCAUCCUUACCAGAGCUACGAGCUCCCCAUCAAAGCCCAGCACCUCUACAAGCUCCCCACUUCUCCCGAAUACCUCUUCUCGGAAGAGUCCCUCAAAAAGCGUCGAUCUUGGGGAGAGAAUCUCACUUUCUACGCAGGGACCGCUUACCUCGGCGGCUCCGUAGCCGGAGCUGCAGCUGGAGUUAUCUCCGGCGUCAAGAGCUUUGAGUACGGAGACACGACUAAGCUGAAGAUCAACAGGGUUUUGAACUCGUCUGGUCAUAAGGGUCGCUCGUUGGGUUGCAGGAUCGGGGCUGUUGGGCUGAUCUACGCGGGGAUUGAGAGCGGCGUUGUGGCGUAUGCGGAUAGGGAUGAUGUGUGGACUAGCGUGGUGGCGGGUUUGGGAACUGGGGCGGUGUUUAGGGCGGCGCGAGGGGUGAGGUCUGCGGCUGUGGCGGGUGCUCUUGGAGGGAUGGUGGCUGGUGGGGUUGUGGCGGGGAAGCAGGUUUUGAAGCGUUAUGCUCACAUUUGAAGAAGGUGUGAUCUUUAGGGACAGGCAGGCAUAUGGGAAUCAUAAAAAUCAUAGCUUUUGUGGGUUUCUAGAGUAGAUGACCUGUGAACCUUUUUAGUUAAAUUUAAUGAUAAGUUUUACCGUUUGGUAUCAUCCUCGUUUGGUCUUUGUUUCAUCUUUGUACACUCUAUUGGUGUUAAUGUGUUAUUCACCAAUGUUGGAGGACUUAUUUGUUUUAUAGUUGGCAAUUUAAUAAUCUCUACUAGCAUUUCUGAGUUUUUUUUAAAAGG